This is a messenger RNA of Sciurus carolinensis (gray squirrel), 2578 nucleotides long. Its product is annotated as NADPH--cytochrome P450 reductase. Gene Ontology annotation, molecular function: NADPH-hemoprotein reductase activity; flavin adenine dinucleotide binding; FMN binding. NCBI's taxonomy places the organism in Eukaryota, Metazoa, Chordata, Mammalia, Rodentia, Sciuridae. Gene Ontology annotation, cellular component: cytosol. Gene Ontology annotation, biological process: response to hormone. The record is from RefSeq and is a predicted model, not a curated record. The transcript has 16 exons. The coding region runs from base 419 to 2452 and encodes 677 amino acids.
GGUGGACAAGGUCCGGGCCUCGGGGGCUCGGGGCUGCCGGACUCCUCUGCCCGCUGCGGCCUCCGGGCCCUCGGCGCUGGAUGGGCUCGCGGGCCGGGUCGUGGCACCUCUGCCCUGACGUUCGCGCGGAAGGCGCGGCUCCCUCCUCGGCCCUUUCCCGGCUGACCCUUUCCCUCGGGUUGACCUCACUCCGCCGCUUCCACAGCCCGCGCCGAGAGCGCCCGGGCUGUCGGCUGAGGCUCGGGUCUCGGCCUCUGCGGACUCGGGCUCCGACCCGCGUUCUGCCCUCGGGCUGAGCCACUUUCCCUCUCCAAGCCUCAGUUUCCCCAUUGGUACGAUGGGGCGCGGGAGGCAGCAGACUCUGGGGAACGCGGAUGGGAUCCUCAUCUGACCCUGCAGCAUCAGUGUCGUGAUCAACAUGGGGGACUCUGCUGACACGGUCACCGCUGCGCCUGAGGCCGAGGCUGCAGAAGUGUCUCUUUUCAGCGCGACAGACAUGAUUCUGUUUUCUCUCAUCGUGGGUCUGCUUACCUACUGGUUCCUCUUCAGGAAGAAAAAAGAAGACGUCCCCGAGUUCACCAAAAUUUCAACCACGACCACCUCUGUCAAGGAGAGCAGCUUCGUGGAGAAGAUGAAGAAGACGGGGCGGAACAUCAUCGUGUUCUAUGGCUCCCAGACGGGGACCGCCGAGGAGUUUGCCAACCGCCUGUCCAAGGACGCCCACCGCUACGGGAUGCGGGGCAUGGCCGCAGACCCUGAGGAGUACGACCUGGCCGACCUGAGCAGCCUGCCCGAGAUAGACAAGGCCCUGGUGGUUUUCUGCAUGGCCACCUACGGCGAGGGGGACCCCACUGACAACGCCCAGGACUUCUACGACUGGCUGCAGGAGGCAGACGUGGACCUCGCUGGUGUCAAGUAUGCGGUGUUCGGCCUUGGGAACAAGACCUAUGAGCACUUCAACGCCAUGGGCAAAUACGUGGACCAGCGGCUGGAGCAGCUGGGGGCCCGGCGCAUCUUUGAGCUGGGCCUCGGCGAUGACGACGGGAACCUGGAGGAGGACUUCAUCACGUGGCGGGAGCAGUUCUGGCCGGCCGUGUGCGAGUUCUUCGGGGUAGAGGCCACUGGCGAGGAGUCCAGCAUUCGCCAGUAUGAGCUCGUGGUCCACACCGACAUGGACCCGGCCAAGGUGUACCUGGGCGAGAUGGGCCGGCUGAAGAGCUACGAGAACCAGAAACCCCCCUUUGAUGCCAAGAAUCCGUUCCUGGCUGCAGUCACCACCAACCGGAAGCUGAACCAGGGAACGGAGCGACACCUCAUGCACCUGGAAUUAGACAUCUCCGACUCCAAAAUCAGGUACGAAUCUGGGGACCACGUGGCUGUUUACCCCGCCAACGACUCCAGCCUUGUCAGCCAGCUUGGGGAGAUCCUGGGUGCAGACCUGGACGUCGUCAUCUCCUUGAACAAUCUUGACGAGGAGUCCAACAAAAAGCACCCAUUCCCCUGCCCCACGUCCUACCGCACGGCCCUCACCUACUACCUGGACAUCACCAACCCUCCGCGCACCAAUGUGCUGUUCGAGCUGGCCCAGUACGCCUCGGAGCCCGGCGAGCAGGAGCAGCUGCGCAAGAUGGCGUCCUCCUCGGGCGAGGGCAAGGAGCUGUACCUGAGCUGGGUGGUAGAGGCCCGGAGGCACAUCCUGGCCAUCCUGCAGGACUACCCGUCCCUGCGGCCCCCCAUCGACCACCUGUGCGAGCUGCUGCCUCGGCUGCAGGCCCGCUACUAUUCCAUUGCCUCCUCCUCCAAGGUCCACCCCAACUCGGUGCACAUCUGCGCCGUGGCUGUGGAGUAUGAGACCAAGUCCGGCCGCGUCAACAAGGGCGUGGCCACCAGCUGGCUGCGGGCCAAGGAGCCUGCUGGGGAGAACGGCCGCCGGGCCCUGGUGCCCAUGUUCGUGCGCAAGUCCCAGUUCCGCCUGCCCUUCAAGCCCACCACGCCCGUCAUCAUGGUGGGCCCCGGCACUGGGGUCGCCCCCUUCAUCGGCUUCAUCCAGGAGCGCGCCUGGCUGCGGCAACAGGGCAAGGAGGUUGGGGAGACGCUGCUGUACUAUGGCUGCCGCCGGGCAGAUGAGGACUACCUGUACCGCGAGGAGCUGGCCCAGUUCCACAGGGACGGCGACCUCACCCAGCUCAACGUGGCCUUCUCCCGGGAGCAGGCCCACAAGGUCUAUGUCCAGCACUUGCUGAAGAGAGACCGGGAGCAUCUGUGGAAGCUGAUCCACGACGGGGGUGCCCACAUCUAUGUCUGUGGGGACGCUCGGAACAUGGCCAGGGACGUGCAGAACACCUUCUGCGAUAUCGUGGCUGAGCUUGGGGCCAUGGAGCACGCCCAGGCUGUGGACUACAUCAAGAAGCUGAUGACCAAGGGCCGCUACUCCCUGGACGUGUGGAGCUAGGCAGCACCUGCCCCCGCCCCUCCCACCCACAGACUGUCCCCAUGAUCACCUUCCUCACUCCCUCUGCUGCCGCCUGGUGGUCUGUGCCUGGCCUUGCCACUGAGGGCAGGUCCGCGGACAGAGGCA